Messenger RNA from Gadus morhua (Atlantic cod), 1876 nucleotides. It is a transcript of the gene glmp, whose product is annotated as glycosylated lysosomal membrane protein. The record is from RefSeq and is a predicted model, not a curated record. The transcript has 7 exons. Gene Ontology annotation, cellular component: lysosome. Lineage: Eukaryota; Metazoa; Chordata; Actinopteri; Gadiformes; Gadidae. Bases 62 to 1294 code for a protein of 410 amino acids.
CUGACAUCACGAGUCUGUUGACUGGCAUCACGUGACCACGGCUCUGCCAGUCACAACAGACAUGGCGGCCGCCGCCCGUGGAGUAUUGCUCCUCUCUCUCUUAGUUCUGCUGCUGAACGCGACGUUCUGCAGCGGCGACACGUACAGGAGACAGUUGUCUCUGGAGUUGAACCCGGGUCUCAACUCUUCCGUCUCCCCGCUCCCCCCGGGCAUCAACCUCGUCCACAUCCGGUCGCUAGGCGACGGGGACACUCUGCACUUCCUGUUGUGUAACCAAGGACCACCGACCCUCCUCAUCGUCCACACCAACAGCACCUCCUCCUCCGUCCAGGUGGACUGGCCAGCCUUCCUGUCUGGUAACAACAGCGGGAGCCUGCGGGUGGAGCCAGAGAACUCUGUCCUCCACAGCAACGCUCUGGUCUUAGUCAGGCUCUGGGAGUACGAUGACCUCAACGACACGGCCGACCCCCAGACGGUCCCCCCCUCCAGCUUCCUGCCUCCGUACGAGCUGAGCCGCUUCCAGUGGGGGCCGCUGAACAGCAGCACCCUGGACCCCCAGGGGCCGGGGGGCCCCGAGGCCCGGCUCUGUGGGGGCGACGGGUCCCCGGCCUUCAGCCAGGGGGAGCUCUGCCUCCAGCUGUCGACGUUCGGGUCGGGGGGCCGGGCGGCGGGCUGGCCCGGGCUGCUCCACAGCGCUAACUCCUCCCAGCUGGGGUUCUGGCUGCAGGGGGUCCGGCCGCGGGCCGACCGCGCCCGCUUCCUGCUGGAGCUGCAGGGCCUGGGCCGACCCCACGGCCCCGGGAGGGUGGAGGUCAGGAGGUCCAUCGACGACGAGUACAGCCCCUCCAUCUUCACCGUGUCCCAGUGGCUGGCCACGCCCCCCGACCAGUCCUCCCCGGUCCUGGGGUUCGUCCAGUGGCGCCCCGUGGCGUACCGCCGGCCGCAGCCCGAGUUCAGCGACACCACGCCCUGCCACCACAGCGCGCCAGCGGCGGUGGAGGCGGCGGCCUCGGGGCUGGGGCCGGCCUUCUACGGGGCGGAGGCCGAGGCCAGCGGCCUCAACAUCAGCUUCGGCCAGCCAGGGGAGCCCGCCUACAACACCACCCAGUACCUGAGCUGGACGGUGCUGGCUGGCGUCGGGGCCCCCCCGGCGGACUCCUUCUCCCCCCUGGUCAUCUGCAUCAUGGCCGUGGGCCUCGGGACCCCCCUGCUGCUCCUGCUGCUGGGCGGGGUCUUCGUCUGCGUCAGGAAGCACCGCCUGGCCGAGGGGCAGGCCUACCGGCCAAUCAACUAGCACCACCGCCUGGCCGAGGGGCAGGGCUACCGGCCAAUCAACUAGGACCACCGCCUGGCCGAGGGGCAGGGCUACCGGCCAAUCAACUAGCACCACCGCCUGGCCGAGUGGCAGGGCUACCGGCCAAUCAACUAGGACCACCGCCUGGCCGAGUGGCAGGGCUACCGGCCAAUCAACUAGGACCACCGCCUGGCCGAGUGGCAGGGCUACCGGCCAAUCAGCUUGGACCACCGCCUGGCCGAGUGGCAGGGCUACCGGCCAAUCAACUAGGACCACUGUCUCUGAGGCCUCAGAAGGGACUUUAAACGCUCUGGUUGGAGUUUGAAUCCUCAGGUGCCUUGCUCAAGGGCUUGUUCUACUGUAGGACAUUGAACUUGUUUUUACUCCUGCAUUUUCUGUAUAAAACACAAUUUUUAUUGCAAUUUUCUCCAACUGUUGAACAAUUUCUUCCAUGAUUAUUGAAAUUGAAUUAUUGUUUGUUUCUGUCAUUGUUGUACAAAGCUUUGUGUUUUACAAAUGGCAUUAUUGAAUUGAAUUGGAACUGAAUGGAAUUACAAAUAAACCCUGAAUCUAACUGGGAAA